Exaiptasia diaphana is the source of this 1673-nucleotide messenger RNA. RefSeq names its product equilibrative nucleoside transporter 1. Gene Ontology annotation, molecular function: nucleoside transmembrane transporter activity. The transcript is spliced from 14 exons. Gene Ontology annotation, biological process: nucleoside transmembrane transport. The coding region runs from base 208 to 1638 and encodes 476 amino acids. The record is from RefSeq and is a predicted model, not a curated record. Lineage: Eukaryota; Metazoa; Cnidaria; Anthozoa; Actiniaria; Aiptasiidae. Gene Ontology annotation, cellular component: plasma membrane.
UAUCAAUUAUCAGGAACGGCACAUGACUCUAGUGCUGUUAAAACACAACURAGGGAAAACUAGAUCGGAUUGCGCUGACAAGCGAGGUUUCUACGUCUGYUCUUGCUCCUGUCGUUCUUUUCACGUGGGGGUCCAAGCGUUGCGUUAGAGCAUUUACCGAGAGUAGUGAAGCUCMCUUUUUUGCUGUGAAUAACAUAUUUUAUCAUCAUGGGUACAGGAAAGGACUUGUUCGUUGAAACCAAACCUAUGCUGAAUGAAAAGAAGGACGGUAAAUCGUCUCUCAUCGUUUCAACGGUUCCUAAAGACAGGUUUAAGAUUGUCUAUUGGAUAAUGGUAUUAAUGGGAGUAGGAACUUUACUACCCUGGAAUAUGUUCAUCACAGCACAUUCAUAUUUUACGACAAAACUAAAAACAGAGAAAACACUAGUGCAUGAAUUUGAGAAUUACUUCUCUAUAGCAGCAAUGGUYCCAAAUGUCUUGAUGUUCUUUCUAAAUACCUUAUUUAAGCACAAAGUUCCUCUCAAUGUACGCAUGUUGGUGUCGCUUAUCCUGAUGACUACUUUAUUUGUGAUUACAACUGCUCUUGUCAAAGUGAACACAUUUUCUUGGACCAAGCAAUUCUUCUACAUAACCAUUGGUACUGUAAUUGCUGUAAAUAUGGCAACAGCAGUGUUUCAAGGUGGCCUAUUUGGGCUGACUGGAAUGAUGCCUUUUAAGUAUACUGGUGCUGUAAUGACUGGACAAGGAAUUGGUGGYACCUUUGCAGCCCUGGCAAAUAUAGUUGCUAUCUUAGCUGCCAAAGAUGCAAUAACUAGUGGCUUUGGAUAUUUUAUGUCUGCUGUUGUCCUUUUAUUCACUUGUAUGAUUUGUUACAUCUUACUACCAACAAUAACAUUUGCAAGACAUUAUUUGGGUGAGAAGCAAAGGCAAGAGUUAGAUGUCAGUAACAUUCAAGGACAAACAAAAAGAAUAGCAAACUGGGAUAUUGAACCAARGGGAAGAUUCCACUCCUCACUAAGUUUGGAUGCAAGUGCUAAAACAUACCUUGGGGCUGAACUAGAAUCGAGAGAAGUUACCUACAAAGUAACAGAAACACCACCUUUCUUAAGUAUAUUUAAAAAGAUUGCACCUGUUGGUUUAUCAGUGUCAUUUGUGUUCUUUGUAACUCUAGCGGCUUUUCCUGCUUUAACAUCGCGUGUUCAAUCACGYAGUCAUGGUGAUGGGUCCGAGUGGACAUCCACAUAUUUCAUACCAGUUACAUGUUUUCUCCUUUUUAACGUCGGAGAUUUUAUUGGCAGAUUAACAGCCUCAUUAGUACAGUUUCCUCGUUCUGGUAGUAAAUUGUUGCCCCUUUUUUGUCUUCUUCGGGUGGUUUUUCUACCAUUAUUUUUCUUCUGCAAUGCUCAGCCAAGAACUGUACCAGUGUUUUUUGACAAUGAUGCUUAUUACAUCACAUUUAUGGCUUUAUUUGCUAUCAGCAAUGGUUAUCUUGGUAGUUUAUGUAUGAUGUAUGGACCACAACUUGUCGAACCAAAACAUGCUGAAACAGCAGGAACAAUGAUGGCUUUUAUGCUAAUAUUAGGGCUUGGACUUGGAGCAGCAUUCUCCUUUGCUUUAGCAGCCUGUUUGAAGUUAUAGAACAAGACCAAGUUGUUGCAAAUGAAGCGCAAUAA